AUGGCAUCCCAAUACUCAACAGAACAAUUGAUAAAAUACCUAACUUAUCUCGACCUCCCACCCAAAUACCAUGUCUACAUCAACAACCCAGUAACCUUCCCUAAAACAGAAGAGGCCUUGACAACCCUCUACCGCUGCCAAAUCACCCGCUUCCCAUACGACAAUCUCACACUGCAUUACACCGCAACACCGAUCAUCGACAUCGCCCCUCAAAGCAUCUAUGAAAAAUUCAUGGGGGGCGAAAAGCCCCCAGGACGAGGUGGAUACUGUCUCGAAGUCAGUAUAUUCUUCCACCACAUCCUCCUCGGUCUCGGGUUCUCAGUCUACAUGACCGGAGUCCGGAAUCGACAAAGAGUAAACGGUAUUCCAGGUGGUGAAUAUGGAGGGUGGACACACAUCGUAAACAUCCUCGAGCUAAACGGAAUACAAUACCACAUCGACGUCGCAUUCGGCGGCGACGGACCUACGAAACCUAUCCCGAUGAUUUCGGGCUCAACGAUCAGGAAUCUCGGAACACAAGAAGUCCGUUUGAUAUACGGGAAUAUGUCGAAACAAUCCCGCCCUUCACAGAAAUUGUGGAUCUAUCAGUAUCGAAACGGAGUGGAUAAGGAGUGGAACUCUUUCUACUCGUUUGGAGAAUUCGAGUUCUUCCAGGAGGAUUUUGCGGUUAUUAAUCGGUAUACCAGCUGGGAUACUAUUACCAAGAAUAAUCAUUGGAUUGUCAAGUUUCUCCGGGAAGGGGAGGUUGGGGGUUUACAAUUGCUUGAGGGGGAGCUUUGUGCAUGUGCUCAUGGUGAUGAUGAGGAUGAGGUAGGUAUUGUUGGCAAGAUUAUGUAUGUGAAUGGGGAUGUCAAGUUGAAUAUGGGUGGGAAGACGAGGGUGAUUGAUUCGUUUAAGACGGAGGAGGAGAAGCUGGCUGGAUUGAAGAAGUGGUUUGCGUUUGAGUUUUGA
Messenger RNA from Penicillium odoratum, 951 nucleotides. RefSeq lists its product as uncharacterized. The transcript is spliced from 2 exons. The record is from RefSeq and is a predicted model, not a curated record. Gene Ontology annotation, molecular function: acetyltransferase activity. The coding region runs from base 1 to 951 and encodes 316 amino acids. Lineage: Eukaryota; Fungi; Ascomycota; Eurotiomycetes; Eurotiales; Aspergillaceae.